Pseudopodoces humilis (Tibetan ground-tit) is the source of this 1176-nucleotide messenger RNA. RefSeq names its product retinal G protein coupled receptor (gene RGR). Lineage: Eukaryota; Metazoa; Chordata; Aves; Passeriformes; Paridae. The record is from RefSeq and is a predicted model, not a curated record. Gene Ontology annotation, molecular function: G protein-coupled receptor activity. Gene Ontology annotation, biological process: visual perception; phototransduction; G protein-coupled receptor signaling pathway. Gene Ontology annotation, cellular component: membrane.
CUUGGGCUACUGGAAGUAGAGAGAUCCAGAGCCCCACAGCUAUAACAGAGGGCAGAGGUUAAAUCUUUUGGCAUAUUUACCAUAAGAAUGGUCACUGCACACCCUCUUCCUGAAGGCUUCACUGAAAUAGAAGUGUUUGCCAUUGGCACUGCCCUGCUGGUAGAAGCCCUGCUUGGUUUCUGUCUGAAUGGCUUGACAAUUAUUUCUUUCCGAAAAAUCAAAGAGCUCCGAACACCCAGCAAUCUGCUGGUUCUCAGCAUUGCCCUGGCCGACUGUGGGAUUUGCAUCAACGCAUUCAUCGCUGCCUUUUCCAGCUUCCUCAGAUACUGGCCCUAUGGCUCCGAUGGCUGUCAAAUCCAUGGAUUCCAUGGCUUCCUGACAGCACUGGCCAGCAUUAGCUCCAGCGCUGCUGUCGCCUGGGAUCGAUACCAUCACUACUGUACAAGGAGCAGGCUGCAGUGGAGCACAGCUGCCUCCAUGAUGGUGUUUGCAUGGCUGUUUGCUGCCUUCUGGUCCGUGAUGCCCUUACUGGGGUGGGGAGAAUACGACUACGAGCCCCUCCGAACCUGCUGCACUCUGGACUACAGCAAAGGGGACAGAAACUAUGUCACAUUCCUUUUUGCUCUGUCCACUUUCAAUUUCAUGAUCCCAGGCUUCAUCAUGCUGACAGCCUAUCAGUCCAUACACCAAAAGUUCAGGAAAACUGGGCACUUUAAGUUUAAUACUGGUUUACCAUUGAAGACGCUGGUCAUUUGCUGGGGUCCCUAUUGCCUGCUGUGCUCCUACGCAGCAGUGGAAAACGUGAUGUUCAUUCCACCAAAAUACCGCAUGAUUCCUGCCCUUAUUGCCAAGACUGUGCCAACGGUGGAUGCCUUUGUAUAUGCCCUGGGAAAUGAAAACUACAGAGGAGGAAUAUGGCAGUUCCUCACAGGACAGAAGAUUGAGAAAGCAGAGGUCGAUAACAAAACUAAAUAACCCAUUAUGGCAUUAAACACAAUUACUGUGGGUACAUCACUGAAAGCAAAAUUCAAGAGAAAACUGAGUGCAUUCUCUGAUAUGUUAUGUGCAAAGGUGGUUCCACAUUGGAAAGGCUGUGCAUUGGCUACAAACAAUGAAGUAUGGAAAGAAAGCCCUCCAGAUAACUGUCCAAACCAUCAUGAGCUGCUUGUCAAACAA